This is a messenger RNA of Biomphalaria glabrata, 8169 nucleotides long. RefSeq names its product protein diaphanous homolog 2-like. Bases 333 to 3677 code for a protein of 1114 amino acids. The record is from RefSeq and is a predicted model, not a curated record. NCBI's taxonomy places the organism in Eukaryota, Metazoa, Mollusca, Gastropoda, Planorbidae. The transcript is spliced from 26 exons. Gene Ontology annotation, molecular function: actin binding; microtubule binding; small GTPase binding. Gene Ontology annotation, biological process: actin cytoskeleton organization; actin filament polymerization. Gene Ontology annotation, cellular component: cytoplasm; actin filament.
GCGUGACCUCUGACAGCUGCCAUGAUAUGGCGGAUGUUGAUGACUAAAUGGGAAGUAAAGUGCACCUCACCCAAUUUUGUAAAAAAUCAUAGAUCAAAGUAAUAUCUAAACAUCAGUUUAUUUCUUGAUGGUUUGGAUAUAUAAUUGGAUUUCAAAAUCUUUUUCGAAGCCUAGUUUAUUUUUUUCUUUCACUUGAAGGAUAUGGACUGUUCUCUUGUAAAGUUGUGCUAAUGGACAUUUGAUUUCAUGAUAGGAUAUCAUUCUCUCACAUCUUAUGUGAGCCAUCACAAGGAGCUAUCUGAAAACACAGUGAGCUGAUAUUUUGUUUGAAGAUGGAGAAAAAGAUAGAAAAAAACAGGAACAGUUUUCUUGACAAACCCUUUUUUAAAGGCAAGAGUAAAAAGCACACUAAAAGCACAUCUUCAUCUUCCACUAAAGGACAGCAGUAUGAAGACCAUGGAUUUAAUGUUGGGGGAUCACAGUCGGAGACUCUGGAUUUUCAAUCCAUGGGUCAAAAAGAAGUCAAUGAAUACUUUGAACAGUGGCUGGAUGACAUGAACUUGACUGAAGAAAAGAAAGCCCCCCUGCGGUCUAAAGAUGAGCAGUACAAGAAAAACAUGUUGCAGAUGCAGUUCAAGGGAGCCGCCAAGUCUAGAGGCACUGAUGAUUCCCCACAAGCAUUCAUUGUCGAGCUCAUGAACCCUGACCUCAAGGGAAGUAAACGGACUCAAGUUUUGGAAGCUCUGAGAGUAUCUCUGACCAGUAAGCCUGUCAGCUGGGUUACUGAAUUUGGUGAAAAAGGACUGAAUGCCAUCUUGAGGAAUCUCACCUACUGCUGUGAUAGUUCCUUGGAGAGGAGAAGUACAUAUGAAUGUGUACGAUGUUUGAAAGCCUUUAUGAACAACAAGUUUGGCUUAAAGAAUAUUUUGGACCAUGAAGAAGCGCUGACCAUUUUGUCCAGAACAGUAGACCCUGCUGAUCCACCCACAAUGCUUGAAGCUGUUCGGCUGUUAGCUGCCAUCUGUUUGGUCCCACCUAAUGGACAUGAAAAAGUCUUAGACGGACUCACGAUUUCUGGCGAAAUUCGAACACGUGAACGAUUCAACCCCAUUAUCAGUGGUUUGGGUAUGAGAGAUAAUCCAGCCAUGCAGGUUGCCUGCAUUCAACUGGUCAACGCCAUAGUUUUCACCCCUGAUGAUCUUGACUUCAGGAUGCAUCUGAGAAAUGAAUUCAUGAGAGCUGGUCUCAUUGACCUGAUAGAAUCUUUAGAUAAACAAGAAGAUGAUGAGCUGAAAACACACGUCAAGAUUUUCCAUGAGCACAAAGAGGAAGAUCAGGAAGAUUUCUCUCAUCGCUUUGAAAACAUUAGCAUGGAGAUGGAAGACCCUACAUCAUGUUUUAAACUCAUUCUUAGCUCAGUUGCCAACACUUUAGCUGAACCUUACUUCCUGUCCAUUUUACAACAUCUGCUUUUGAUACGGGACGAUCUCUUUGCCAGACCACAGUACUACAAACUGAUUGAAGAAUGUGUGACCCAGAUAGUACUUCAUCGCAGUGGAUGUGAUCCAGACUUCAGACUGACAAAAAGAUUUGAUAUAGAUGUAGAACCUUUGCUGAGUACCUUGUCAGAGAAAUCUAAAUUUGAAGAUCCUGGAGAAAUCAGUUUUGCUGAUAUGACCGUUAAGCUGGACAGUGCUCUCACAGCUAAACAGGAAUCUGAAGCCAAAGCUACCAGCUUGGAAAAUAAACUUCAACAGUAUGAGCUGGAACUGACACAACUCAAAGAAAAAAUCAGUCAGGGGAUUGGCGCCAACAUCAGUGCUGUUUUAACCAAAGGUGAAGGGGGUGGGCCCCCUCCUCCACCUCCACCACCAGGAGGUGGGCCCCCUCCUCCACCACCACCUCCUCCACCUCCUGGUGGUGGGCCCCCACCCCCUCCACCUCCUCCCCCUCCUCCGGGCGGUGGGCCCCCUCCUCCUCCUCCGCCUCCAGGCGGUGGCCCUCCUCCUCCUCCUGGUCCCCCACCACCUCCUGGCAUGGGCCCCCCACCUCCACCUGGAAUGGGCUCCCCGGCGGCAUUCUCUCCACUGUCCAGCCAGCUUCCACACGGCAUGGCUCCAAAGAAGAAAUAUUCCACCAACACUCAGACAAAGAGAUUAAACUGGAACAAAAUCAAUCCCAAACAAUUAGAGAAGGAUUCUAUUUGGGUCAAUUUGCGUGAGGAACAGUUUGAAAGCCCGGAUAUCUUAAUGAACCUUGAGGAGAUGUUUUCUACUAAAGCACCACCCAAGAAAGUGGAAUCUGAUAAUGUCGACAAGAAACCUGCCAAGAAGGGGAAGGAACUCAAAGUACUCGACAUGAAAUCUGGUCAAAAUUUGUCCAUCUUGCUGGGCUCUAUCAAAAUUCCCUAUGCUGAAAUUCGCCGGCGCAUCAUGGCUGUGGAUGAGGACAACCUUAACACUGCCAUGUUGGAACAGCUGAUCAAGUACAUGCCAGAGCCAGGAGAUAUGAAGAAACUUGGCGAGCUGAAAGAGUCCUAUGAAGAACUGGCUGAGCCUGAGCAGUUUGCUGUCACAAUGUCUUCAAUAAAACGCAUCGUUCCUCGCUUAAAUGCCAUGCUUUUCAAAAUGAGAUUUUCUGAAAUAGUUUCAGAUAUCAAGCCAGACUUGGUCUCUGCCACGGAAGCCUGCUAUGAAAUUAAGAACAGUCGAAAGUUUGCAAGGUUACUUGAGUUACUUCUCUUGAUGGGAAAUUAUUUGAAUGCUGGAUCCAGAAAUGCACAGUCUAUAGGUUUUGAUAUUAGCUUUUUGACUAAAUUGGAAGGUACCAAGAGUCAAGACAACAACACCACAAUGCUCCACUUCCUGGCCCAAGUGCUAGAAGAGAAGUAUCCUGACAUCAUUGGCUUCAUGGAUGAAACAAUUCACAUAGAGAAGGCAGCCAGAGUUUCAACUGAGACGCUCCAGAAGAACAUUUCUGCCAUGGGCAAACAAAUCAAUGAGCUAGAGUUGGACCUGAAAAAUUUGGGCAAAUCCAAUGAUCCAGACGACAGAUUUGCAGAAGUUAUGAAAGAUUUCCUGAAAGAGGCUCAACAGCAGCAUGAUUUACUUAGCACUAUGUAUAAAAAACUAGAGUCUCUUUUUGAAGCAACAGCCAAAUACUUUGCCUUUGACCCCAAGAAAUACACCAUGGAAGAGUUCUUCAGUGACUUAAAAACAUUUAAAGAUUCUCUACAAAAAGCUAUCAAGGAGAAUGCCAAGAUGAGGGAAACGCAAGAGAAGAUUAAGAGAGCCAAAGAGGCCAAAGAGAAGACCGAGAGAGAAAAGAAAGAGAAGAAGAUGCGCCAGGCAGCAAUAGUGGACAUGACAACAGAUGACAACCAAGAGGGUGUCAUGGAUAAUUUGUUAGAAGCUUUGAAAACUGGCUCGGCGUUCAAUGUCAAGAGGGAUGGUAAGCGUCGGACUCCUAGGGCAGCUGGAGCUGAAAGGAGGGCUCAGCUAACAAGAACAAGGUCUAGACAGAAUCUCCUAGAUGGCUCAGUUGUCAGGGAGAUAGAUUUUGCUGAUUCAAGAGUCAACGAUUCAACCAUCACGGAAAAAAACAAUAGGAACAGUAGGAAAAUGAAGGAGGAAGAGUCAGAGGCAGAGAAACUUCUCGAGAGAUUAAAAGCUUUGUGAGGCCAGCCGUUAGAUUUGUACUCAUUUCUGCUUUAGACGUCUUUGAAAUAGUGGUGGCGCAUUACUGUUAGUACGCCUCAUUCAUCCUAUGAACCUUGCACAUUACUGUUAGUACGUCUGGUUCAUCCUCUGAACCCUGUGGGAAGGUGCUAGUAAUAGAUCAUUUUAACCUCAUCUGCUUUGAAACUUGGCUGGAGCUGUCAUGGUAAUUGGGCAGUGCUCGAGUCCAACUCAGCCUUCCUUUUUGCUUUGCCAUCAGUGCAUUCAGCAAUCUUUUCAUGGCAAUACCAUUAUGCUACAAACACACUCACCCUAAUGUUAUAAUAUAAGCCACACACGGUUAGGCAUGUUAUUGGAAAUAUUCAAAAUAAAUUUCUGUACAGUCGAUAAUAUUUAUAUUAUUCUUUUAAUAACCUGUUUGUAUUACAUUUAAAAUAAUCUGACGAUGUGGUGUCACCAAUAACGCAAAGUUUGUAAGGUUAUUUUUCUUUGUGAAUGUUUUUAAUACAUGUUUUAAAUUUUAAUACGAAUCACACAAAUGUACAUAGGAACAUCUAUAAGGAAAAAUGGAGGCAUAACAUUUUUUUUUUAUUCAUUAUCUUAGUCACCAUAUCUAUAAUAUUAAUUCACCUAGAGUGUGCAGUGCACUCCCAGGCAACUGAAAAUCUAUAUAAGCGAUCAACAUUGAAAAGUUUAUUGUCCAGCAGACAACUGACCAUAGGGAAUAAGCAGGUAAUAAUAAUAUGAAGAAAUUAGUUUGCUGUGGUAAACAUUUUUUAAGGCCAAUAACUCUCAAUAUUUUGUAUAGAGUUAAUAGCCCCUGCUAAGUUUCAAAAGAAAAAAAUAAAUUCCCUAGCAGAGAGGGAUUAACAAUUGUACUGACUCCCACAUGAUUGCAAGUAUUUUUUAUUUUUUUUUGUGGACACAAAAAUUAAAAGCAUAAGAGAACAUUGCAGUAGCGAUUUUGUCAUUAUGCCUAUCAAUAAUGUUAUGUAGGCUGAUAUUAUACAAAAUUGUUUUGUAAACAUUUUUAAACAGCAAAUGUUAAUACUCUAGAUUAGUUUUGUUAAUCACCCCUGUAACUUGAGAGUUAUUAAAUAAGAUUGUUAUCAAGAUUGUAUGCUUUUUCAAUGAAAGUAAAAUAUCUCUGACAGAGUAAUUCAAACCAGCCUAAAGAUAUUGGGAUGUUUUGUUUGUAGUGAUGGCUGUUGGUUACUUCUUCUGGCCAGUUUGAGAAGGUCAUAACAGGUGCAUCAGCUUCGUCUUGCUCUUUAGCAUUUGUUCUGUCCUAAAAGAAGUGCUUACAAUCUUCUGAUCCUGCCAUGAUCUCUAGAACUCUUUCAAGUUGGAAAGCAGAAAAAGUAUUACCUUUGCUUAUGGCUAAAUGUAUUUUGUAGUCUGUUUAUAGGACUCUCUAUUUAAACGCUGUCGACAUCAUUGCUAACUAUUAUUUAAUCAAAUGGUUAAUAGUGAUAUUAAAAAUAAAGUCAGUAAAUUAGUUGUUAAACAAUGGUCAAUACUCUGCCCAACGAUAGCAUUUCAUUUUGUUUUGUUGCUAAACCUUAGUGCCAGUUUGAAUGAGGCGACAUCAAUGUCAAUUCUCCGCUCAUUAUGUACCAUUCUGCUGUCUGUGGUAGCAUUCGGCUUUUAAAUGGUCAGGGUUGAAUGAUCUAGACAUGGUCACACGGUCAAUAAGAAUUAGAGGAAAUGAUUUUUUUUUUUUUAAAUAAAUUUUUGUUUGCAUUGUACAGUUAAUGUUUUGAUAUCAUGACAUAAAACAAAGUAUGUGCCAAUUUGUUUGAUUGCUUCCCUUACUUUUGGUGUCUAACUUAUUGUGUGCCUGGACGACCACUUCAUCUGCUCAGCUUUCUGUGUUUUUAUUCAAGUAAUACAUUCAUUGAAAUGGCAAUGGCUCUUUAGGUGAGACCUUCAUUCUAAAGAUGAUUUGAGCCACAUCAAGCGUAUCUUUUUACCUCUGUCCUUUUCCUUGUCUUCCCACUUCUUUUAUCAGUCAAGGAUAUAUAUAUAUUGGUACUUUCUCACCUUGACUGGAUUAGCUUCAUCACAACCACUUAUCUCUUAUGCUAUUGGUGAAACUUAUUUGAAGAAUUUAUUUACUUUAUAAAGCAACAAUGAAAUUGAUACUGUAGCCUCUAAAACAGAUUUUCUUGUUAUCUUGAUCUAUUUGUUUCUGUCGUCUGCUUAAAGCUGACACAGUUCCAUGAGAGUUGUUGCCCUUGUUGUACUUCUACAUUCUCAUUGUUAUUGAACAUGUUCUUGUAAACCUCAGUAAACAUUGAUUUGUAAUUUUUUUUUGUUUUCCCUGUAAAUAUAUUUAUAUUUCUUUGCAUAUCUCAGACAUUGUAUGGACUAGAUUCUUUUCCCUUUACCAUUAAGUUCAUUGAAAUUAUUAGAUUAUGUUUUGUUUUGUGUGCUGUGUCCAAAUAUUGACUAGAAUUAGAUUGUUAUACUUUGUUCAAAUGUUAUUCUCCCAAGACAGUUGAAGUCAUAUUUUAACAGGCAAGUAAAUGCUAAAACUUUGACAGCAGUGACAACAAUAAAUGAAACAAAUAUUUAAGUUCAAAUAUUUAAUGGAAAGCUAAAGGAUUAGCAUUGGUUUUCUGAAAUUGGCUUUUGGCAUGGAAAAUUGUUUCCCAUAACUAAGCUACUUGGUUUUAAAGUAUCCUAAUGUAGAACAUUUUAUCAUCUUGAUAAUUGUUAGAGAAAUACAAGGUCCUUAUUCUUUUUACUUGUAUACAUUUUAGUAUAUGAUUAUUAUAGAUGAGUUAUAUAUGAAAAGCUUAAUCAUUCUUAAGGAAUGUUGCAGCACAUAAUGUUCUAUAUGUGACUGGAAGCUUAAAUAGGACUUAUUGCUUUGCUUUUGCCUUAAUUGACACAAAGUUUAUACUGCCUGACUUCAUCAUCUGAUCAAUGAAACAACACUGGACCAUUAUCAGUUGUAUAUGAAAUUAGAGAAAUGUAGCAACUCAGCAAACAAACAUUUCAGAUGGCAGGAAUAACCAAUUUUGACAUUUUUCAGUCAUGUUAUCCAGACUUAUAACUAAAGGAUAGCACUCAAAACCAACUGAACUCCUUGUCGUGCCAGCACACCACUGUAUCAGAGGGGAAAAGCUCAAUCUUUUUUGUUUUUGGUCAGGGAAAAGUUUGAAAAUGUGUUUAAUGAUCUCCAUGGACAGACACAUGCUUUCCAGAGGCGUAGCUGUGGGAGAUUUUGGAAAUCCCCCGGACCUCCAAUUGAGUGGUUUUUUUUAUAUUUAAUAUUACACAAAAUGCAGGGGCCCCCAAAGAGGUCAAGCAUCCCAAAUGGUGGCUAAUUCCUAGCUUUCAUAAUGAGACAUUUUUCAGGGUGUGAACAGAAUCAAGUCUCACAAUUCAUUUGUCAUUCUUUUUAACUUGUAACUUAUGAAUCUGCUGACAAGUACAUCAACUUCUUGGGGAAAUGUAAACUUGAACUAUUUCAGACACUCUUCUAUUUUAUGCUUGCUUCAGUAGAUUUUAUUCAAUAUAUUCCCAAUUUAAAGGACUGUAUCUACAGUAGUUUAAGCCUUUAUUUGCAAUACAUGUAUUUAUGUAAAUAAUGUUUUUAAAGUUUGAAGUGUUUUGUUGGCUUGUCAGUGUAGACUAAGCUUCUUGAUUGAUAUAGUCUUCAGAUCAUUUGGUAGUCAUGUGUAAAGAACACAAAUAGAAACUGAAAUGAAUGGUUUUCCUUGUUGCCUUAUUAAAUGAAGUUUUACAUUAUAGAUUAUGAAGAAAUGAUAUGUUGUUUCUUUAAAUAGAAAUCUUGAUUUGUCCAUUUGUGAUCUUAACUAUGAAAACAAUACAGAGGUCACCAAACGCUGGCAAUAAGAAAAGUUGUUUCAAGGACCUGGGUUAUUUUUAGUUUUGACAUUGAAUUGAUUUCUACUGUCGCAUUUGACAAAUGUAAAAGUUCAUAUUUACAUGAAGGAGGAAGUGUGAUGAAUGUAAUAGAGUUAGGAUCAAGUUGUGUAACUGGUUAUUACAAAUAUCAUUGCUGAAGCCUUUAUCUCAUUCCUAUUUUACCCCCAGGACAUUUGAGAUUUACUCAAGAGAAACUUUAACCAUUUUGUUUUAUGUUUGCCUGGCUUCUCACUAUUUGAUUUGAUUUUUUCAAACAAAAAAAAAAAGACAACUCUUCAGUUCUCCCUCUCCCUUAUAUUCUUGUAUGGGCUGCGUUCAAGUUAUUGCUAUGUAUGAAAUGUUAAGUCUUUUGCUAACUGGAUUCAUAUUGUCAAUGUAAAUUAAACAAAUAUCCCAAUGAAUUAUGGGAUCGGUAAAUGUACAACUUCUCACCAUUUUCUGCAGCUGCCCAUGUAACCAUAGCAACCAUCUAAAUCAUGUUAUUAGUAUGUCUGUCUUUCAUCUCUUUGUUCAAAUGAACAUUUUUUUUUCCUCAUUAUUUCUCUACUUUAUGUAAGAAUUAUUGAUAAUAAAGGUCUAUUUUAUAAACUUC